Messenger RNA from Struthio camelus australis, 4343 nucleotides. Lineage: Eukaryota; Metazoa; Chordata; Aves; Struthioniformes; Struthionidae. The record is from RefSeq and is a predicted model, not a curated record.
GGCAACGGCCGGCAGUACCUGGAGCUGGAGCUGGGCCGCGGGGUGCUGCUAGUGCGGGAGCGCAUGGACCGGGAGGCGCUCUGCGAGCUGAGGCCCUCCUGCUUCCUCAGCCUGGAGCUAGUCAUCGAGCAGCCCAUCGAGGUGCACAACGUGGAGGUGGAGGUGCUGGACAUCAACGACAAUGCGCCGCGCUUCCCCCGCCAGGACUACCGGCUGGACAUCAGUGAGUCUGCUGUGCCCGGGGCCCGCUUCCACAUUGAGAGUGCCCAGGACCCCGAUGUGGGCACCAACUCUGUGCAGAGCUACCAGCUCAGCCCCAGCCACCACUUUGCCCUGGACCUCAAAGGCUUCCAGCGGGGCAGUAAACUCCUGGAGCUGGUGCUGCAGCAGCCACUGGACCGGGAACAGAGUGCCCUGCAGCAGCUGGUGCUCACCGCUGUGGAUGGUGGGGACCCCCCCAAGUCUGGCACAGCCCAGAUUUCUGUACGGGUUGUGGACACCAAUGACAACCCACCUGCCUUCGACCGCUCCACCUACACUGUGAGCCUCCUGGAGAAUGCCCCACCUGGCACGCUAGUGGUCAAACUCAAUGCCUCGGACCCUGAUGAGGGCUCCAAUGGGGAUGUGAUCUACUCCUUUGGCAGCUACACCCCACAGAAGGUGAGACAGCUUUUCAGUGUGGACCCACACUCAGGGGAGGUACGGGUUAAUGGUACCUUGGACUAUGAAGAGGCGUCCUCCUAUGAGAUCUAUGUGCAAGCCACUGACCAGGGCCCUGUCUCCAUGGCUGGGCAUUGCAAAGUGUUGGUCAACAUUGUGGAUGCCAAUGAUAAUGUUCCUGAGGUGGUCCUGACUUCUCUGUACAGUCCGGUGCCAGAGGAUGCAAAGGCAGGAACUGUGGUGGCCUUGAUGAGUGUCACUGACCAGGACUCAGGACUGAAUAAGCAGGUGAAUCUGCGUAUCCCCCCCGGCCUCCCCUUCACACUCAACUCCUUCAAGAACUCCUAUACCCUGAUCACUCAGGGCAACCUGGACCGUGAGAAGGCAGCAUCCUACAACAUCACAGUUACAGCUACUGACUCUGGGAGCCCCCCCCUCUCCUCCCAGAAAGUGAUCCAUGUGGAGAUCUCUGACAUCAAUGACAAUCCCCCAUACUUUGAGGAACCUGUCUACUCAGUUUACAUCCCUGAGAACAAUCCCCUCGGGGUCUUGCUAUGCACUGUUAAAGCCACCGACCCAGAUGUCGCCGAAAAUGCCUAUGUAUCCUAUUCUCUACUAGAUGGGGAUAUUGAAGGGCUACCUGUCACCUCCUAUGUCUCCAUUAAAUCUGAUAAUGGCAACAUAUAUGCUGUCAACUCCUUUGACUAUGAGACACUAAGGGAGUUCCAAGUGGUUGUCCAGGCUCAGGAUGCUGGGAUCCCACCACUGAGCAGCACUGUCACUGUCCACAUCUACGUCAUGGAUGAAAAUGACCAUGCUCCACAGAUUCUGUAUCCUACCUCAACCAACACUUCAGCAGCCCUGGAGAUGAUCCCACGCUCAGCAAAUGCAGGAUAUUUGGUAACCAAAGUUAUAGCCAUUGAUGGAGACUCGGGACAAAAUGCCUGGUUGUUCUACCACCUGGUACAAACCUCGGAUUCAGACCUAUUCAGGGUGGAGCUCCAUAGUGGGGAAAUUAGGACUACUCGCAAAUUGGGGGAGGAGAGCACACCUACUUACAACCUGACAGUGGAGGUGAGAGACAAUGGAGAGCCAGCAAUGUCCUCAUCAGUGGCCAUCAUGGUUGCCGUGGUGGACAGAGUGUCCAAAAUCAUCCCUGACACAAGAAGGCACAUUAAAAGUACGAGGAAUUACUCAGAGAUCACUCUUUAUCUCAUUAUCGCUUUGAGCGCCAUCUCCUUCGUUUUCCUUUUCACAAUUAUUGGGCUUACUAUUAUCAAGUGCUACAGAUACAGUCUGUAUGGGGACUCCUGCUGUGCGGGUUUCUGUGGGGUCAGAGAACGAUGCCCUGCUGAAAUGUACAAGCAGGCCAACAACAACAUCGAUACUAGGUUACCCCAUGGUUUAAAAGUGCAGCCCCAUUUCAUUGAAGUGAGGGGCAACGGGUCUCUCACUAAGACCUACUGCUAUAAGGCAUGCCUAACUGCAGGAUCAGGAAGUGACACUUUUAUGUUUUACAAUACUUGUGGCCCAACAGGAACUGGUCCCUCUGCAGUGAUGACUGAGAGGCAUCUGACAGGACAGAGUGGGCAGAGUGCACAAAACCUGAUCAUACUUAAAAAUGACUCCAUUACUCCUAAUGAGAAAGUAGCCCUGGUGCCUGGAAGAACCAGCGGGAGCAAACUUGCUGUGCAUAUGGAGGAGGCAGGAAUCUUACGUGGAGGACCAGGAGGGCCUGAUCAGCAGUGGCCGACAGUCUCCAGUGCUACUCCAGAACCUGAGGCGGGAGAGGUGUCCCCUCCAGUGGGAGCUGGUGUGAACAGCAACAGCUGGACCUUUAAAUUUGGACCGGGCAAUCCCAAACAAAGUGGUCCUGGUGAGUUGCCAGACAAAUUCAUUAUCCCGGGAUCUCCUGCAAUCAUCUCCAUCCGGCAGGAGCCGCCAAACAGCCAAAUUGACAAAAGUGACUUCAUUACCUUUGGCAAGAAGGAGGAGACCAAGAAAAAGAAGAAAAAGAAGAAGGGAAACAAGACUCAGGAGAAAAAAGAAAAGGGGAACAGCACCACUGAGAACAGUGACCAGUGAGGGCUUAUACUCAAAGAACCCACUUAGCCAGUUUUUGUAAUAAUGGCAGAUUUCUCCUAUGUAGCAACUCCCAACUUCUUCCUACUGUUAACAAAUUUCCUGUAUGUACAGACUUCAGAAAAUCAGCAGGAAAUUCACAGUGUCUGUCUAAAUUGCUUAACAGGUUUUGUCUUAAAAGCUUUAUUAAGUCUGGUGUUAACUCUUUUUCUCCACUCUGGCUUGUUUUCAGAAUCUAAAAAGCAGACACAAGUUUCCUUUCUCCUACGCCGAAAAGGAGAAUCUUCACAGUACAGCCAGUGAGAGGUUGGACUCUCUGCACUGUGGUUCCUGUGCUCCUGUCUUGAUGACACUUAUAGACAGGUUUAAAAGUUUUAAUAUUGUGCAGCCUAUACCUGAUUGGAAAUAUGUGUGCAGAUGUCAGCUAGGUGAUGUAAGCUCAGAUCAUAAGACGCAAGAAGAGCUGGUAAAUAUGCAACAGAGGAAACACCUAAUGAAUAAAAAUGUUCUAAGAUGUUCGGGCUGAGGAGGAAAUGUCUGAAAGGAGAUGACCAGACUUUUCAAAUCCAGAGAAGUGUGGGAAUACUGAAUCCUGUACAUUACGUAUUGUACACACGCCUGCAAAUAAAACCUCACAUUUACAGCUCUUUAAGAUACCAUAAAUUAUAUCUCUUACCAAGCCAUUAGGAAUAUUGUCCCUUAAAGCCCUGCAUUACCCUGGCAAGGCUAGCCCUCAGAGUGUAAGAAGGACAGGGCUAACAUCCCAGGAAUGUAACUGACUGUGAUGCUCUGUGUCCCUGUUUCCACUCUAACAUUAUUUUGCACAUUAUGUCUCUGAAAAGGUCAGAGGUUUUCCAUGACACAUAUGCAAAAGAGAGAGAAAAGAAACAUGUUAACUAUGCUAUUUGUUAUUUGAGAUAUUUAUUUAUAAAGAAAUAUAGCUGUAAAUGUUAAAAAAAUGCCCUUUAACCCAAACAGAAGUCAGACUAGAGCCAUUAUAAAUUAAAUUGCUGCUAUUCAAGUGCUUUAGAAAAAUUGCCUGAAACAUCUGUAUUAUAUCGGCCACUUGCCAAUAACAGCUUUAUUCUGUCGGGUCACUUGGGGCUGCCUCUUGCAUGUAUUAAUAAAUACAAUAGGUUUUUUUUUUCUUUGCAUUAAUAUGCACUUUGAAUACACAUUUGCAAACAAACUGUCCUAAUAUGAUGAAACAAAAGCAAUUCCUCACACAAAUGGAUUUACUAACCUGCUAGCUCUGUGCAGUACCUUGGUGUUACCGCCCACACACCCUUUUCUGAUUUUAGCUUUACUUUUAUAUGAGAUUAUGAAUUGCUGACCCUACUAACACUCAUUAUGUAAAAUUCAAGUACUGUAUGUAUGCUGUAUGCGCUUAUAAGAAUCCUGAAAUAUUUAUUCUGUGCUUGUGUAUGUGAAUGUCAAUGCAACUAUUAUUAGGGUGGACUUUAAGCUUUACUGUUGAAUGUAAAUCCAUUAUUUCUUUUUUGUACACUUGUGAAAAGGUGGAGUAGUGUUAAUUUUUUAAGCCACUGUUGAUUAUCAGUUUUUGUGUAUGAAACACAAGUAAAAUAUCUUUCUUAAAUCAA